UCGAUCGUUUCGAGGGUUUCGGGCGUCGUGUGCGAAUUUAUUUGAGCCAGUGUGCAGAGUGCGGUGCGUGGGUGGGUAGUGGUGUGCGUCCGUGUGAAUAACGAGCUGCGUUUACGAGGAGCCCUCGGGGUCAAGUGUAGGGCCGAGUCGCGACAACGGAAGUUCCCAGGCGACGCCGGGCGGAUGCGAGACGAGCACUCGUCACCUGUCAAUUGGCGUCAUUGGCGUCCUGAACGGCUCAGUAAGGUGGUCUCCUCGUCGACACUGAUUUGCCAUCAAUGCGAAUAGACGCGAGAUAUUCCCUAUAAAAGUAUCGAAAGAGUUUCAAAGGUUCCGAGGCUGAGCCGCAGCGGUUGAGCCACGAAUGAGACGGUUACAGCUCGCACACAAACCUGGGAUUCAAGGAACGGAGGAGCGUGAUUUUUAAGAAGCCUUCUUGGAGAGGUUAGAAGAGCCGAUCGAUUCGGGCUUCCCCUUCGUCGAUCCAGUUUUAUCCCGUUAAGGGCAUUUCAUGAAGAAGGGCUAUUACAUUCGACAUGGUGUAUGAAGAGAUUGUCGGAAUACCGGGCAGCUGACCCCGGCCCCCACGGACACUAUUUAUGUGUGACAUGCCACGUAAUAUCGACUCGGCGUCCACCACUUUCCCGGAAGCAGCUUCCAACCAUCGAGGCUAUCCUUUAUCUCAGUCCAACUCGAGACGGAACAAUGGAGACGUGUGGCCUUCGAGACCGGAGAAAGAACCAGUGGAGUUCGAUGUAUCUCAUCUACGAGGAGCUCCGGCUGAGGUGGAAGCCCUGGUUCGGGACAUCGAACAAGUGGCACAGCAAUUCCUGUACCACUGGAAGACCUUUCCGAUCAUCCUGCCAUCUCCGCUCUCGAUGUGCGCAGACAAAGAGGAUACCCUGGCUCGAAAGAGACCAAUUUAUGCCAGGGAUCUCUUCGUAGCUCCGAGCUUUGACGAAUUGGAUGCUGUUGCCGUGGAUGGGAAGGGGGAGCCGAGGAGACUCACCGACAAGCAAUUGGAGAGCAUCAGGGAAAGAGGCCUGCACAAGGAUAAGUAUGGAAAGCCGAAGAAGCUAAAUGCUGAUCAGUUGGAGAGUAUCCGAAGAUGUGGAGAGUUCGAGGUGGAAUCCAUCAACUUCGUUGGACAGACCCACCGAUGGCGACUGAGUGGACUUCUGCAGCGUGGGAGGGAUCGAAGGAGAGAAACUUUGCUGAGAGACGUUGCGUUGGCCACCAGGUUCCUCGUAGUGACAGCAAAGGCUAGACUGGUGUCGCAUUGUUUCAGUGUGUCGCAGUCAAUACAAGCUCUCUUGGCAGGAUCGCUGAGGCUCAUCGAUAUCGUGAUCGGUGUGCCUUCGCUGCAAGCUCAAAAUCUGGAUGGAAAGAUCCGAGAGGAGAGGUGUAGGUACCUCGUCGCUGAACUCGUCUGCAGGCCGGAGUAUGAAGACUCGCUGGAGCUGCUCUGUGGAUUUGUUAGGCGUCAGCUUCGACGAGCGGCUAUGGAGAAAUUCGAAGUCGAACGAGAAUCCUCGCAGCUGUUGCCCGUCCCGGUCCCCUUCGUCUAUGGAACUCCUGGAGGAACUGCCGUAGAUCUCCGGCUUUUUAACAGAGACAUCGUCCGCAAAUCUUUGCCGAUAUUGGUCUCCAUUCUCGAGAGAGAAUCCAGAGGCUGGUUCCUGCAUUUCAGGGAGAGGCUCAUCUCCGAGCUGAAGGUCCAGAAAAUGCCGGACGAGGACAUUGAGAGGGUGGUCAACGAAGCGGUCAUGAGGGAGUACCUGCAACGCGUUUACUCCAGCAUCCUGGCGCACCCUGAUCUCGCCAGUCUGGGCGACGGGAUACCUCGUCUGCUGGUCCAGCAAGCUCAGUCGGUCGUCCUGAUGUACAGGGCGGUGGACAAUGUUCGCAGAAAACUCGCCCGCACCAAAGAAACCCUCCGACGCACCAUGGAGGAGGAUCAUCCGGUUUUAUCCAGGAUCCAGCCCUGGAUGCGAGAUCGCAUGAAAGAAGCCGAGGAGAACUUCGCCCACGUGUGCGAGUGGAGCGCCCACGAGGAGGCCCUCUCUCUUUGCACGCACCAGAACCUGCAGCAGACCGUGUAUUUCCUGAACAGGGAUUUGACGUUCAUGAAAGAGAGGGAGCCGGUGCUUCUGAAGGAACUGAGGAAGGUGAAGACCCCCACGAGGAGUUUCCAGUGGCCUACUCAAAUCUGGUUCCCCCGGAACUGGAUCAUCAAACGCAGCUUCCGGGGCCAGUCCGAGAUCAUCCCCACGGUCCUGAGUAACACGCCCACUUCCAUCACUACCCCCAGGGCUGAUCCUAGUCAGCCGGUCUUCCUGGUGGAGAGGGAGAUCGUUCGCACGACAACCACGCGCUGGCCGAUGUGGAGACUGAUCAACUACAUCGCCAGGAGUUGGUGUUGGACCUGGAAUGCGAUGUUCCUCCUGGGAGUCGCAGUGCCCUGGUACAGCCCUGUGUCCAUACGAGCUCUGCUCCUGGUCCAGCCCUUCACACCCGACCUGGAGCUCAGCCAGCUGAACGGAACCUUGUUCCCGAGGAAGUCCUCGCAGACGGCGACCCUCUGCUCGAGGCUAAUCACUCUCUGGAGGCACAUCAGCAAAAGCAGGACGCGGUUUGAGACGGAGCCGGACACUGGUUUCAUCGGUAAAGGUAUGACGAGACACCUGAACAGGUGGUGGAAUUACGGCGUGAAGGGACUCCUGGGGACGAUCGUCAUCCUUUUCGUCUUCCCCGUGGUCUGCAUCCUGGCCAGUCUCGGGUCCUUGCUGAUCGCCGUCACCGCGUUCAUGUGGAUGCCGCUGGUGACGCUGACCCUGCAUACGUUCAUGGCCCUGGUCAUGGACUUGGACAGCCCGGAACCCAGCAGGAACCGGUACCUCGUCGUUAUGGAGGCCCUCGUAUGGAACAUCCUCAUCCAGGGUCUCCUCCAACCACUAGCCGCCCUCUUCGUCGCCGUCUUCGUUUGCCCCUUGGUCUCCCUCUCCAUUCUCACCGCCGCUGUCACGCGUUAUUGGAUCCGGCUCGUCUGGGACACCGCGAUGUUCCACUUGCUGAUCAAAAGCAGAGGUCGAGUGCCUGCUAGCGACAGCUUCGUCGUCAAGAGAAUUGCCGGUCCAGGACUCGCGCAGGACUACUAUUACCAGAUCAAGCCAGAGCAAGCGUUAGCGGCAUUCGAGGCGAAACUGGAGCUGGACGAGUUGCUGGCCUUCCAGCAGGAAACCGAGAGACUCAUCGCCCAACCCCAGAGGGAUUUCGCACAGUUCGUCGAGGCUUGUUUUGGCCCCUUCGCCGCGAGUCUCGCGAAGAACAAGGACCCCUACAAGUCCCUGGAAAAGGAGGCCAGAGACCUGGUGGCGGUGCUGCACGAGAAGCUCGACCGGCGCAGAAGGGACCUCCAGACGGGACUCGGGGUCGGUGUCAGGAGCAAGAUUAAACUCACGUCUGUGGACCUCAAGGUGGCGAUCCAGCAAGCUGCGAGGAUGUUGGAGCGGCAUUACCCGAGCCACGUCUUCGCACGUCUCACCGGGAACGAGGAAGACUUCUGGGAGAGCAAAGGCCUGGUUUCCGGGGAUUGGGCCGGUUUGUCCGGCUUAAUGUACGCCGACAUCUUCAGCUUGGACUUCCUGCAGCCGCUGGACGAGGCGGACACCAAGUUCAAGCUGGAUCCCCAUCCUGGGGUCGACCUCUCCAGGUACACGGACAUGAUUCGCAGCACCGAGCUGGGUGGCGCCAAUGGACCGGAUCUGCUGGGAGCGGUGUAUGCACCUAGGGGGAACGUGAGAGUCCACAGUCCUUACCUCGAGGUCUCUGCCUUCAAUCCUCGGGGCAAGCAGCUGAGCAGCAGCAGGAAAUCCGAUAAAAGAUGCGACACGUCCUCCGUCCUCCUGAUGUCGGCCAGGAUUAGCAGACGCAGCACCCUCGGCAGUGGGUCCUCGGACACCCGCUGGCAGCCCUGGAAGCGGAAGAGCCGGCCCUACAACGCGGAGAAGCUGGUGAUCCCGCUGCCGAUCCCGCACCCGGUGCACAUAGCCGUGACCAUCCACAACAGGGACUCGGAAGAGCCGAUCCCGGUCGACUCGGAGCUCUGCCAGAACAUCCUGAGAGCCAUCGAGGAGUCGCCCGGAGACAUCGCCUUCGAGGGGGUUGCCAGGUACCGAGGAGGCGGCGAUGACAGCGCCGACGGAGACGACUUAAACGGCGCCAGGGACUCGAGCUUCGACUCGGUCGCCUCGCAGUCCUCCGUGUCCUUGGGCACCGGGGUGGAGAAGGAGGUCGCCACUCCUGGAGCCAGGAGCGAGGAGACCAGGACGGACACCUGCCAGUGGACCCUGUCGAACUGGGCCGGAGGAUCCGCCAGGAGGAGGAAGGAUUCUGGCUCGGUUAAGGUCGACCUCGCCUCGCCGGAGGACGUCACUCUCGACACAGACAGCACCAGGGUCAUCUUUAGCACUUAUGGCACCACCGUCUAGCUUAAAGAAAGUAGAUUUAUGACUCGAGUGCGGUUCGCCUAGGAUUUAAUCGAAGGGUUCGCUCGGCUAGGAUUUUAUAGGGCGUAUUUGAUGGCUCUAGAGGGUCAUCGCUCUUGGAGGAAGAUUAAGAAAAAUCCCCCAGGAGGUGGAAGGAACCUGGCUCGGUUAAAGUCGAUCUUGCCUCAGGAGAAGACUACCCUCGACACGGACAGCACCAGGGUCAUCUUCGGCAUCUACAUCAUCGUCUAGCUUAGGGACAGUAGAUGUACCGUUCGCCUAGGAUUUAAUCGUAGGGUUCUAUCGCUUGUCUAGCAGGAUUUGCGCAGUUUAAUCGAAUUCUUUAGCGCGGUCGAAUCUGUACGGACCGGUUUGCACAGAUUUAUCGUGACGAUUCAACGCUGCGUGUAUCCUUAUCAUUAAUGUGGCUACGCGUGUGGCGAUAGGUCGUAGCGAUUUGGAAUCCGCGAGGUUAAAGGGGCCUCCUCGUGUUACGAUUAAACUGUUACACGUAACGAUAAAUCCUGACACGUAACGAUAAAUACUCGACACGUAAUUAAAACUUGAAAUUUGCUUACAGACAUUUAUUUUUUUAUUUGCUAGUUUUACGUAAGAAACAUUUAUAGAUAUUUUCAAAAUCUUUGUAUAGAAAGUGUUAGAAAUGUCUAUGAAGAAAUUUAAAAUGAGAAUUGAAAUUUCAUGGUGGGAGGCUUUAUGGCCUCCGUAUUUACAUUGCAAUGUUUGAAACGAUUCGGUACACCCAGUUUUGGAAGAAACACUUUGAUGACACCUCAAAUUUAUACAGAUCUAUUUGCGCGGAUUUAUCGUUACGUGUGUAGAGAAUUUUUUAGAGCCCUCGAUAGUCCCUAGAUUUCUCCUUGGGGAGGAUCCCUAUUCCCUAGGGUAACGCGAGAAAAAUAUCUACCACGUAUGGCACUAAAAUGUGUUUAGCUUAAAUGCGAGAAACGUCCUCGUAGACGAAGAGUAGAGUUUCGAUUAGCGAGGCGAUCGUUGCAUUUUAAUCGGCGACCAAUUGUUCAGCUCUCUCUCUCUAUUUCGAUGAUAACGAUGAUAAACCUUUAGGCGGGUAAAUUAGUUAACGACUCGCGACGAACUUUUUUAGGUAGCGACGUAGGUCCAACGAUUAGCGAGACCUCGAUAUCCGUAUAGUUUAUAUUCCAUGGUCCAACCGAGAUACAUUUAAUAUAAACAUAUUAAUAUAUACAUAUAUUUACCGACACCGAGGAAAAGAAAAGAAAAAGAGAAAUGCGAUUG
Orussus abietinus is the source of this 5762-nucleotide messenger RNA. RefSeq lists its product as uncharacterized. Lineage: Eukaryota; Metazoa; Arthropoda; Insecta; Hymenoptera; Orussidae. The record is from RefSeq and is a predicted model, not a curated record. The transcript has 19 exons. The coding region runs from base 600 to 4490 and encodes 1296 amino acids.